CCGCCCCCCCUCCACGUGCCGCCUCCCGCACAGCGCCCGGGGGUCGGCGCGAGGCGGGAAGGCCGAGUGGGGGCGGAGCGGGGCGGCAGCGCCGGGCUGUGCCGAGCUGCAGGGCACGGGACCCCCCCGCUGGCACAGCGCGGCUGCAGGGCUUUUGGCGCGUUGGUUGCUGUUUUUUCCCCCCUCCUUUCCCUCUGCAGGAGAACAACUCAUCUCCCCACCCAGGAGCAGCUCCCUUCCUUCAGCUGAGCUUGGCGGGCCGUGCCGGACGUGUCUCCAAGGGCUCGCUCCCAGCAGCGUGCGGUGAGCACCCCAGGGUGCUGCUGGUCCUGCCCCAUCUGGGUCCCCACGCUCCUGCGCUGACGGUGGCACACGGAUGUCCACGAUGAAGGCCUGGUUCUCUGACUCGGGGCGAAGAGUGGAAGUUUUCAUGCCCUCUCGGUACUGGUACCGGCCGCUCACGGGGCGCUGCUGCCAGGCCUGCACCCCUAGGAGCUGGGAUGGCUUCUACCAUGCGCACCUCUCCUCCCUUGGCUUCCGCAGUGUCACCUGGGUGACGGAGGAGGACACCAGGUACCGGGGCUGGCUGGUGCGACAGAUCUGCUGUGUCCUGGCUGUAUGUGGCUGGAAAGUGCUCGCCAACACCCCCAGGGACCUCCCGGAGAGAGUCUGCAGCAGCAAGAGGGUGCAGGACGUUGCUGCCAGCCAGGCAUGUGGCUGCAGAGGGAACAGCAAGUUCCAGCAGCACUGGAAGGAGAAAGUCCUCAGGAUCCUGGCUGGGAUCCAGGCCCCGCUCUGCCUUCCCAUGCUCAGGCUGUGCAGCUGGACCCUGCUCCGCUUCCUGAGCCACCUCUUUCUCAGCGUGCAGCUGCACCGGGGGCAGCUGGAGAUGGUGCUGAGGGCUGCCAGGACGCCUGGCGUGCCGCUGGUUUUCCUCUCCACCCACAAGUCCCAGCUGGAUGGGCUGCUCCUCUCCUUCCUUCUCUUCUCCCAGGGCCUGGGGGUGCCCAGGGUGAUGGUGGGUGACUUGACCUGCAGCCCUCUCCUCCGGACCUUGCUUGGCUGCCUGGGAGCAGUGUUCCUGCCCCCGAGGGUGGAGCAGGCAUCGAGCACCCAGGACGGAGAGCUCCUGGCAGCUGUGCUGGCCUCGUACGUCGAGGAGGUGCUGAGGAGCCGACAGCCUCUGGUGGUCUUCCUGGAGGAGCCCCAUGCCCCGUGGCACCUCUCUGGCCCUGCCUGCGUGUGGCUGGCCCCGCUUUACCGCGCCGUGCGGGAUGGUGUUGUGCCUGACAUACUCCUCAUCCCCGUGGGCAUUGCCUAUGACCGGACCCCGGACGGAUUCUGCAGGGAUGGAGUGCAGAGUGCUCAGCCCCUUGGCCUUGGGGGCUGCCUCUGGGCUGCGUGCCAAGCCCUGUGCCGACGCUUCGGCUGUGCCCGCGUGGACUUGGCCCAGCCCUUCUCCUUGCAGGAGUUUGUGGCAAAAAAACUCCUCUGCUGGAGCAGCAUGGGGAAGCCGCUGGAGGAGUUGCUGCCUACCAUCCUCGGCAUGCCCUCCAGCCAGCUGGAUUACAGCAGGGCAGAGGAUCAGGAGCACAGAGUGACAACCAGCUCGAAGGCAGAAGAGGAAAUGAUGGUGACCAAGAUGGGCCUGCAUGCUCUGAGUGAUGCCAUUGCCUGCUCCGCCGUCACGGCCGUGGGGAUCACGUCUGCGCUGCUGCUGCACAAGCACCGCAAGUGCGUGCAGCUCUCCCAGCUCAUGGCGGACUUUGCGUGGCUGUUGGAGGAGACGCUGCUGCGGCAGCACGAUGUGAGCUUCUCGGGGCAGCUCCGUGCCCUGGUGCUGCACAGCCUGGGCCUGCUCAGAGCCCACGUCACCCUCUACCACCUCGCACCCCUCGGCGAUGUCCUGGUGGUUGUCAAGGACUCGGCAGAGACGCGGUGGGAGCUGAGCCGCCAAAGUAUCCAACUCGUGCCCGUCUUCGGCAGUGAGGCGGUGGGAGCCUGCGCCAUUCGUGCCUUGCUGGUGGAGAUGCUGCCCUUUGUGGGGGAGGCUCCCUGCCCCUCCAGCAUCAUCUUCAGUGAGGAUGAGCUGCACCGCAAGAUCCUGGCACUGCUGCAGCUGCUGCCCCCCAGCUUGCUGGGGCUGAAGCCCUGCCAGCCCCUCGACUGCCACAGCCAGGACGUCUUGGACAAGCUCACGCUGUGCGGGCUGCUGGAAGCUGAAGAGGAGGGCGAGCACUAUCUCUGCGAUGUGCCCUCAUGGCGACUCAGCAGGACAGAGCACUGGAGCAACCUGGACUUCAGCGACAGCGACAGUGACAGUGAUGACUGCCACCACAAACGCUGCUUCAGGAUCCGUGAGCCCAAAGACUCACCAGGCUUGCUCCUCUUCUUCUGUCACCUCCUCAAGCCUGUGCUGGUGACCUAUGUGCGAGCGGUGGCUUUCCUGGAGCAACACAGCUGGCCCCAGCCUGAAGCAACAUGUGCAGGCGCACUGCAGCAGUUCCUGGCGGAGGAGGAUGGUCUGGAGUGCCCCAUGUGGAACCUGGCGCUGAGCACGCUGCAGAGCUUCAAGAACAUAGGGGUGCUGGAGGAGACGCCGAGCCCCUCGGGGCCCCUUCUGCACCUCGCACAGCCUUUCUGCUCCAGCGAGGGCCGGGGAAAGCUGCGAGCCUUCCUUGAGCAGUUCAUGCAGCUGUAG
This is a messenger RNA of Numida meleagris (helmeted guineafowl), 2701 nucleotides long. It is a transcript of the gene GPAT2, whose product is annotated as glycerol-3-phosphate acyltransferase 2, mitochondrial. Lineage: Eukaryota; Metazoa; Chordata; Aves; Galliformes; Numididae. Gene Ontology annotation, cellular component: mitochondrial membrane. The record is from RefSeq and is a predicted model, not a curated record. The coding region runs from base 377 to 2701 and encodes 774 amino acids. The transcript has 24 exons.